UUAUUGUAAAAAUCGUAAUUAUUAAUGAAACGAAUCGGAUGAUUUAAUCGCGUGAUGCCGCGAUUUUCAGUAAUUAAUUAAACGUAAUUGAUGGCGGAUCGAAGCGAUUAAGUUUUACUUCUGUUUCGGUGUCGGCGUUAUAAAAAGGAGGAGGAAAUUGCGCAUACUGGUAGUUCCUGUUUCCCAUCGCCAGGUGUCGGCAUCUUCAGAGAGUGAAGUAAGAGGAAGAGAAGAAGAUGGUGGCCGAUCAUUUCUCUUGCGAAUGUGAAGCCGUCGAUUGGAACAGUGAAGAGGAGGAACUGGGAAACAAUAAACUGGAAACGAACGGGUACAAGCUGAGAACGGUAUUCGAUGUCGUCAAAACUGGGACGCUAGCGGCAAUAGUUUUUGUUGUAAAAAAGUAUGGAGUUCACAUUUUAAGUGAAAGAGAUGAUCAGGGCCACACACCUAUUCAUUGGGCAUGUUUGGGAGGAUUUUAUGACAUAGUGUCUUAUAUGGUAGAACAAGGAGUGGAUGUCGAUGUUCCAAGCUAUAGUCCACAAGGAUCACAUCCCAUCCAUUGGGCCUGUGCUAAAGGUCAUAUUUCUGUUGUAGAUAUUUUGCUUCAGGCUAAAGUGUCUGUUGAUGUCUGUGAUGCUAGAGGUCGUAGUCCUCUCAUUAUUGCCAGUCAGCAUGGUUACAUUCAUCUGGUUGGUUAUCUUCUGGGUCGAGGAGCAAACAGACAUUUAUGUGAUAACAAUGGUGAUACUGCAUUGCACUGGGCUGCAUACAAAGGAUUUCCAGAAAUUAUGAGAUUAUUAAUCUAUUCUGGAUGUAAUCCCGAACAACAAGACAGUUAUGGUCAAACGCCAUUACACCUCGCAUGCCUUAAUGGUAAUUACAUUGUUGUCCAAGAUCUUUGUGAAAAGGAUAAAGUGAAGAUAGAAGUUUCGGACAAAGAGGGUCGAACUCCCCUGAUCCUCGCCGAAAUAAAACGGCAUUCUGACGUCAUUGAUUAUUUGGAAAAUGAAUUAAGACUGCGUAGAAGAUUAUUUCCGCGAUUCAAUAUUUGGCAGCUUGCUUUUGGUCCUGCUGGAAAGAGUAAAGGUCCCCUUCUCUUCUUCUUGUGUUCUCUUCUCUUCUGGGGCUACCCCAUGUAUCUCCUUCGGUGCGUGCCUUUGACUUGGGACGACAUACCUCUGAUUCAUUGGUUUUUCAUUGUGACCAAUACUGUAAUGUGGCUGAGCAUGGUUGUAGCCCACACGCGGAAUCCCGGUUAUCUGAAACAGAAUACGGACGAGUACCAUUACGCCAUUCGUCAGAUGGCCCAUUUUGAUAAAUGGAAGGAGAGACAAAGUCCCAUGACACGUUUGUGUCACACAUGCCGUACGGUACGUCCACUGAGAGCCAAACACUGUCGAAUAUGCAAUCGGUGCGUAAUUCAUUUCGAUCACCACUGUCCUUACAUAUACAAUUGCGUAGGGCUUUACAACAGGGUGUGGUUUCUCAUAUUUUGCUCCUGUGUUGCUAUUAAUUGUACAGUUACGGUAUAUUUUGCCUUUGUGUGCAUUAUAAAAGAAGGCUGGUUGUAUUGCUACAUAGCUGGACUUUUAGAAGCCAUAAUGUUCUGUGGUCUGGGAUGGAUGCUGACGGGUAGCACUUUACUGUACGCUGCAUACAAUCUGACAACCAACGAAGCCUUCAAUUACAAACGAUACGGGUAUCUAAUGGAUAGCAAAGGACAUUACCAUAACCCCUUCAGUCGUGGAUUGUUGGAAAACUUUAAAGAAUAUUUUCAUUGCACUAGGAUUUGGGACGUCAACGACAUUGAGCUCAAAAAAGAAGAAGUGGUAUAAAAAUAAGUCCAAGUAUAAUUUAAACUACAUGUGCCUAGUUUUGAGAAAUUAGCACUCGAAUAGUUCAAAAUCUGUCAGGAUGAAUGCAGAUUUAUAGCUAUGCAGGAUCGAAUAAACCCUAGGAAAAACAAUAGAACAAUAGGGUUAGUUAAAUUAAAUAGAAUAAAAUCUCUCCUAGAAGUAUUAAAGUAGAAAGUGAUCUGUUUACAUAUCCUUAAAUCAGCCCUCCCCUAAAAGAUAGCUAGCAAUUUAUUCAGGGUAAAAAAAAAACUUAGAAUUAUUCUCAUUUUUAUGCAAAUGUAGAGAUGAACUAGAAAAUUAUGUUAGUUGCUUUUAGACAUGAAAGUGCCUCAGAAGUAAUUAAAAAGAAUGGGAAAUUCGGACCCAUCACCGCGAGGCCUCUACUUUAUCGACAAUAGGAACGCUUAAUUCCUUUUUGGCAAUAAUCAAACGAUUACCUUAUCCGGUGAAACGGAUAAACAUUUUAAUACUUUUAUUAAUAAAUCUGCAAAAUAUCAUAAUUGGGUAGCUAAAACUGCACUCUCUUCAAAUUAUAUUUUAAAUAUUUAAUUGAAAAAAAUAAUCUUUUCUUAGAGAAACACUAUUCAAAAAAAAUAUACUAGUUCAUUUUUCCUCUUUCCAUUAUUUUUAGACUUUUACACGGUAUCAAGAAAGAACUAUGCACCAAAAUUGCUUAACGCACGAUAAUUCUGCCAGAGAAACAUUAAUUUGCUAGACGUUCGUAUUAGACGUCGCCUAACGAAUCGAAUGCUCAUUCGAAAAUCAUAUCAUAUAUAUAUAUAUAAAUUAUAUAUGUAUAUAUAUAUAAAAGAAAAGUUACAAAGAACUCGGGAACAUGUUUACUUAAGUAACAAACCUUUCUAACAUUCCAAACUAAAAAAUAGCAUUUAAUUGAACGUAUAUUCAAAAAAUAAUAUAUAUAUGUGUAUAUAUCAGACAAUCUGAAACGAUUGUUAACAAGUACAAUGAGGUAUACAGUUUCUCAAUUGUCCACAUUAUACGACAGGACCAUCGAGUUCCGUUUACAGCAACUUCAGUCUACCAUCCAGAAACCGCUCGAAAAUGUCCAGUUCCUGUUUUAUUACUCGUGUGUUACGUGUACGUAUCCGUACCGCGUAUAUGUAUAUGUGUAUGUAUAUAUAUAUAUAUAUAUAUAUAUAUACAUAUAUAAAGAUAUAUGUAUACAAGGUACAGUACAUAGCAUAUAUUUAACGCCGUUACGGUCGCCAGUUCGUUUUGUGAUAUCAAAUGCUAUAUUUUACACCAAAGACGCAAUAAGUGACGAGGUUUAAAGCUUCAUAUUGAUGAUUUCAAUAGAUUUAAAUUUUGUAAGAUCACUUUUAUAGCUUCAAAGUUGAUUCUUUUGUACCAUGUUAGAAAAAUGUAACGUCCAACAUCAUUCGUCACAAUUCAGGAAAUGUAGGAAACACACGAAGUAAUUUCCUGUUAAGAAUUUUUAUAGGAAAAAAAUUAUAUAUCUAUAUAUCGAAGCUUAUUAGGAAAAAAAAGGAAUUGUUUUGUUGUAUAGUAGUCUUCCAGUUUAGAGAUUUUUCACAAAUUUUAUUAAAAUUGUUAAUAUAGUUGCCUGUAUCGAAAGAAAAUUGGCAAUAAAAAUUUGAAAGAAACGUUUCCGUUGACUUAUUUCGUGUCAUUAGCAUUUACAAUUUUUUUUAAUGAAAUUCGCCCUCUACCCUCAAAAUUAAGCUUUUUGCCAUUUUAUAAUAAUAAAUUAUAUAAAAUACUAUAACAGAUGGCGCCACGUGUAAUUUUAAAUAUUGCCGGGAAAGUUAAGCAACUCGUUGCUGGAUUGUUUUCUAUCACUGUAUAAAGUAUUGAGUGCAAGAUUAAAACGAAUAUUUUACAUUUUAGGAGUAAACAUUUUAAGGCACAUCCAUCCAUUCGGUAUUCGAACUGUUUGUCACUCGGCAGCACACACUACAUAUUCGAUUAUUUGACUAAAAUAGCAAUAAUGAUGAUUUUAAAACAUCGGAUAACCGUAAAGAAUAAAAAAAAUGCAUUAUUAGCAUAGUAUAUUAGCAUAUCC
Molecule: messenger RNA, 3900 nt
Organism: Centruroides sculpturatus (bark scorpion)
Lineage: Eukaryota; Metazoa; Arthropoda; Arachnida; Scorpiones; Buthidae
Gene: Patsas
Product: probable protein S-acyltransferase 23
Exons: 9
Coding region: 237-1835 (532 amino acids)
Biological process (GO): protein palmitoylation
Cellular component (GO): Golgi membrane
Molecular function (GO): protein binding; palmitoyltransferase activity
Source: RefSeq, a predicted model, not a curated record